AGUGUGUUCGUGAUCUGGAGCUCACGCGUGUCACUUACCACAGACCAGUCACAGCAGAUUGAUAUUCUCCGAAAGAUUCAUCUCGCCUCAAUCCAUUCAGGAUAGGAUUACGUGUUAAAUCCUGCGCAGGCUUCGGUUCUGUUCCUCUGAAGAUGCCCGCUUGUGGAUCGCAGAUUGGGGACUUUCGUGGAAUUAGACGAGCUAAAGACUGUGUGAUGAUAGCUGAAGCCUUCUUAUGAGGUAAACUUAUCUGUCUGGACCUCCGGCUCCCUCCCAGUGCCAGCAGCAGCAGGACUAAGGGAUGUCACAAGUAUUCCUCCUUCUGACCCUGCUCAGUUUCUCCUCCUGCAUCCAGGUGUCAACUGCUGCAUCCCUCAAAACACUGAUGGCAAGAUGGAUGAUGUAUCGAGAUGAAUGUUUUCGAAAUAUUAGCAGAGAACCGCUGAUGACAGGUCUUGUGUGCAACAGGACAUUUGAUAAGUAUGCCUGCUGGCCGGAUGCACUGCCCAAUACUACAGUGAGUGUGGCCUGCCCCUGGUACCUGCCCUGGCACAAAGAAGUCCGACAUGGCUUUGUGUAUCUGGAGUGUGAUGCAGAUGGACAGUAUAGCAAACAGAAGAACGCCAGCGAAUGUCUAUCACAUGACCCCGCACAAAUCAACAUGCAACACUACGGACGGGUCCUCAGUCAGUUCAGGACCAUGUACACCAUUGGAUAUUCCCUGUCUCUCGGGGCACUGGUGCUGGCAUUGGGCAUCCUGGUAGCCUUUAGGAAGCUGCACUGCAUGAGAAACAACAUCCACAUGAACUUGUUUGCCUCCUUCAUCCUGCGAGCCUCUUCUAUUCUCAUCAAAGAUGCCAUGUUAGAAAGGCCUGAUGACUUCCAUGUUGGUCAGGACUUCACCGCUGAACUGGAGGUGGAGUGGCUGGUUAAAAACGAGACGGCGGUCGGCUGCAGAGUUGCAAUGGUGAUGAUGCAGUACAGUAUACUAGCUAACAACUACUGGCUGCUGGUGGAGGGCAUCUACCUGCACAGCCUUCUGGUCGUGACAGUCUUGACGGAGAGGAAUUACUUCGGCAUCUACCAGUGUAUUGGCUGGGGUGCCCCUCUGAUAUUUGUGUUGCCGUGGGUGAUCGUGAAGUACUUGUAUGAGAAUGAAGAAUGCUGGGUGCAGAAUAUUAACAUGGAGUACUGGUGGAUAAUUCGUUCGCCAAUCCUGCUGGCCGUGUUGAUUAACUUUUUCAUCUUCAUACACAUCAUCAAGAUCCUUGUGUCCAAAUUGAGGGCGCACCAAAUGAGAUACUCUGACUACAAGCUCCGGCUUGCUAAGUCAACCCUCACCCUGAUUCCAUUACUUGGGAUCCAUUCGGUCCUGUUUUCAUUUGUUACUGAUGAGUCUACCUCACAUGGUGCUCUAUCCCUGCGCCUCACAAAGCUCUUCAUCGACCUCUUCUUCAACUCCUUCCAGGGGCUGCUGGUAGCCAUCUUAUAUUGCUUCGUCAACAAGGAGGUUCAGUCUGAGAUUCUGAAGAAAUGGAGACGUUGGAAGCUUGGGAGGGACAUUGAGGAGGAGUACCGUCAUACCUACAGCCAGUCCCUUCAGAUGAAGAGUGGCAGCAUCUUGGUCCCUCCUACCAACCUCUCGCGGCUGCCUGAUAUCGCUACCACUACCUCCCGGCUGGGAAGUCCAGAAGAGAAGCAGAUGUUGGUGUCCAGCAGCCAGAAUGGUAUGGGUACUGGAUUGCAGUUCACCUCCACACCACAAGAUAGUUCCACCUGCAGUUCGAUAACAGAGGACAUAAUCAUGGUGGACAGGGGAAAGUGUUGUAGCGUUCAACAGGGCAAUGCAAAGAGCAACCUGUGAGCGUAAGGAUCUUCAGAUGUCUCACAGAAUAAUACUCGAGCACUCUUGCUGCUUCUGGCUAUGGGUCCUGAAACCUUGACCCUAGCUGGAACAAGAGGAGUGUGUAUGUGUGUUGAUGUGUGAGUUUGUGAGAGCACUGCCUUCUCUGAUGGAGACAUGAUGGGCACCCAUUCGUAACAUCACUUGAUGCUCAGUUGACACUGUCCCAGUCAGGCAGGAUCAGCAGUGAGCAGAAGGUGAACAUACAGUAUGCUAAGAAAGAUUUGCACAAAUGUACAUGCUAAAAAACUCAAUGAUGAAGAACAGAGUCUUACCUCUAGUCUUAUAUACAGUAGUAUGUAAUACAAUAUCUGUGAUGUUGAUGAUUUAGUAAAGAAAACCCACUGGGACUGCAGGGUCCAAUAGGAACAAUCACAAGAAAACAUCUACAACCAGCGCAUCUGGAUGACCGGAAGAUUUAGGAAAAGAUACACUUAACUGAACUUGUCAAAACUUUACUAAACCAGGUAAUGCAUUUCAGAGUGCAUGAGCUCCAUUUAAACUGAAGGAACCCAACAUGUCUCUGUAGAAAAUACCAACUUGGACCAGAAUUUCCAUGCAGGUUUAUGCUAUUGUGGUGCUGAUGGAUCAGCAAAGCCAAAAAUGAGUGAAGCUGAUUAUUCAAGAACAUGUGCUGAUUGAGUAAGCGAAGAAGCCUUGCACACCAGCAUUUUUGUUCACAUACAGUAUAUUUUGGAAUCAACUGACGCUUUUGGGUACAUGUAAUAUUUACAGAUGUUUGUGUGUAAUUUAAUUAAAAGCAUCUUUGUCUUUGUUCAAAAUUAAUUGCCAAGCUAAGGUAUAGAUAUAGACUGAUCAAGUAUUACCCGUGUGCCUUUUUCUGUAGGUCAUAGACUCCAAUAUUGAAACAAAAACACAAAGAUUCUCCAAGCAAAGUAAGUUACCCAGUCUUCAGAGGUGAAAGUUGCUUAAAGCAGAUUCCGCAUAGUGAACAGGGCAUCAGGCACACAUUAGAUGUGGAUGUGCCACUAUUAAUUAUGUUUUUUUGCUCCCUUCAAGGAAAUAUGCUUGGUCAAGCAUGCAAAAUACAGCCCUAAGUGAAAUGCUUCAAAGGGUCUGGGUCAGUUUCUUAAUGGAGUAGCAUGACAGAUCUGAUUCCCCUGUGUCAGUGGUCAGAAGAGAUGACUGUCCACCAGACAUGUUGAUAUGUUCAAGAGUCAGUAUUAGUUAGCAACUAUUUCAUCUCUCGCAUACUUCUCAUCUCCUAAUAGGCAUUCAAAUCUUUGCCAUAGAGCUUUGAAAGAUGUUCAGGAAGUGUAGGAGGAACUGUGAGAACAAGAGCCAGAAAGCGAAGAGAAAAUUUAGAACAAAUUAUAACCUUCAACAUCGAUCAAAAUGAUUCUUCACUCAGAGGAUAUCUGUCAUGCUCAAUUCAAGAUAUGCUAUAAAAAAAUAUGCAACCGCAAGACACUGACAUGAGAUUGCGGUGAAGUAUAGAGGUGAAGUGUGUAAUUUCUGCAACAUUAUUGCAACAAAAUCUGUUUGUUUGAGUGGCCCAGCUGAGCCAUAACAAUAACAAAAGAGUUCGGGGCGAGACCAUAGGGUUUAGGUUUGUCUGGUUAGUAUCUAUAGUUGAGAUGUCGAGCAACUAUACAUUUAAUUUGAAUGAGAAUCCUAACAGAUGGGAUUCCCCAGUUAUUGACAUGAACUUGAUCUGAACUACUGUAAAAUAGAGCAUUUGUUUGUAGAAUUCAUUUUUACAUUUCUGUUUAGUGUCACUAAUGAUGUGUAAAUCACAUACUUCACCUUUAAUGACAAUGAGCAGCUGAUGCCCCAUAUUGUGGCAUUUGUGUGCAUUAUGAUGCACAUUUAUAUUUUCUUUAGGUCAUCAAAUACGUGAUGAUAAUGACGAUAAAUAACGCAGAUAACUAUGUGGGGCAAUUUGCACAAUUCUAAUUUAUAAUUGUUAAAUAUGUAGAUAUAUGUAAAUGCCUAUUGAGAUUUUGUUUUGUGGUGUCUGUUAUUCGUGCACACGGUGUGUAUUCUGCGCUUGCUUUUUGGGGGUAGGGAGAGAAACACUUAGGUCCUGGGUUAGUGUUCAGUUAGCUAAGAAAAGAAACUGCUGGCAUUUUUGUUUUUUUGCAAACAGUCAAGACCAAUUUUGCAUUUUGAGUGAAACCGGCGGAGAUAAUUCAGUCCUUCUGUGCUAAAGGUGAGAUAGUGGUUGCAAUUUUUUUAAUAACUGCAGGUUAAAGACUCUUUAGCGUGCUAAACUUAACAAAAUCCAGUUAGACUUUUUUUUCAAAAGACAGAAAUACUUUAUCGCCACAAGGGAUAAAAGAACAUUAACUUAUUUGUCUACGGUUGCCUACCAAAACAAAACAUCCUGUUGAAUAUUUCAAACAGAUUUUUUUAAAUUUAAAUCAUGUAAUGUUAUCCAAGCAUGAGAGUAAUUGUGAAAGUUGAUAAAUCAUGCAUACAUUGGUCUGCCUUCUAUUUCAAUUGUAGUCUUGUAGCAAAACUGAAGUGAUGCCAAAUUCUUCAGUUAGGGAGGCAAAGCGUCUGUUAUGCUCAUCUCUCUGCAGUCAAGCUUCAGAACCUCUUAGAAUAUCUAGGAAUGAGCUAUAGUAUCCCAGGACCAUGCUUUAGAAGCAGGAGAGAUGGAAAGCUGAAUCUGUGUAACAUUUGACAAAUAGAGCCCAUUAUUGUUUAAGUAUCUGAAUGGUAAUGAUGUUGCAUCAAAGUAUGAUAUGCUCACAAAUUAUAUGGACAUAUUUUUUGGAGCUUGGUAGUAUAUCAUCUGCUUUUCUUGUACAGAAAUGAGCAGCUUUGACAUUCUAAUAUCUCAUUUGAAAUGCCAUGCAAUGGUUUGACAAUGAUACAUUUUUAGUGAACUGUUCCUUUAAAUUUAAUUUGUUGGCAAAAACUCAAACAUGCCACUAUUUCAAGUCAUUAUAUAUUACUAUAUUUUCUCAGGCAGUCCUAGCAAAAAUGUCAUAAAACAUCUUGUUUGCCCCUGAAAUACUUUUCCUUUUGACUGCAGUGGCUUUGGUUGAGUGUAUUGUAUAUUUAUCUAUAAGGAUUCCCCUCAAAUUAUAAUUAUUUUUUUUUAAUUUAUCACAGUGUUUGUGUUUCAUAGUAUACCUCAGCCACAUUGAAAAUGACUGAUGCAAAAUAAUAAUUCUAGAACACUGCCAUUAUAUUCAAAGACCAUGUCUACACUGUGAACAGACAGUGUGGAAGCUUUGCUCAUUUUAAAGGGUACGUUCUAGUUUUGUGUUGUGUCAACGUGUAGCUCUCUUGCAAUGUAGAUGGGCUGAUGGUAUGGUUGGCCAGACAUGCUGUAGAUUAAAACGUGUUUGUGUAAUGUUUUUUUAAGUAAUUGUGAUAUUAAGAUGGUGAAUAAAUAAAUUAAAGUAAAAAAAAAGAA
Molecule: messenger RNA, 5294 nt
Organism: Carassius carassius (crucian carp)
Lineage: Eukaryota; Metazoa; Chordata; Actinopteri; Cypriniformes; Cyprinidae
Product: glucagon receptor-like
Exons: 14
Coding region: 302-1864 (520 amino acids)
Biological process (GO): cell surface receptor signaling pathway; adenylate cyclase-activating G protein-coupled receptor signaling pathway
Cellular component (GO): plasma membrane
Molecular function (GO): peptide hormone binding; glucagon receptor activity
Source: RefSeq, a predicted model, not a curated record